This is a messenger RNA of Ceraceosorus bombacis, 1863 nucleotides long. The record is from the annotation of a GenBank genome assembly. Lineage: Eukaryota; Fungi; Basidiomycota; Exobasidiomycetes; Ceraceosorales; Ceraceosoraceae.
AUGUUCAAAUCCUUCGGCAAGAUGAUGGGGUCCUCCAAGAAGGGAAAGUCAAAGUCGGCAGAUGGCGAUGACUUUCCCAACGAGGAUGGCAGCUUUGCGGAUGGGACCAACUAUGGCAGGACCCGCGCGAAAGAUGCGGCCUCCUUGAGCGCCGAGAAUGGCGGCGGCAUCCCAGGCUCUCGAAGUGGGAGAACAACGCAAGGACGCGGACCGAGUGGCGCUACAGCUGCUGCUGCCGCGUCGCCGAAUCACGCUGAUGACGCCGUUCCGACAAGGAUUGAAAAGCAGGGUGGAUUGAGUCGCCAUGAAUCUCCCUUACCUUCACCUUCUUCAUCGCACGCUGAUGGUCUGAAUGGAAGCGGUCAUGAUGCCAUGUCUCCCACACCCGGUCCCGACGAGUCUUUCACAAGUCAAUCUGCAUCAGCCCAGGCAGGAGCAGCUGCGGCCAAUGCGCCCGCGGGUAUCCCUACUACGCAAACAAUCUUGGCGAAUCCCAUGGGGAUUGGUGGAACAUCGGGACCUUCUUCAGCAUCCAGAGGAAGCAUGGCGGGCAGCGGAUCUGCGAGCGGCCUCGGAAGUGCGGGUGGACCGACACCGGAAGGUGUGCGCACUUUCGACAUCGACGACAUGAUCACCAGGCUGCUCGAAGCAGGCUACAGCACGUCCAAGCUACCCAAACCUGCUCUCAAGAAUGCCGAAAUCACAGCAGUCUGCACUGCGGCGCGAGAAGUCUUCUUGUCUCAACCUACAUUAAUAGAGCUCAGUCCACCGGUCAAGAUUGUCGGAGACACGCAUGGCCAGUAUCAGGACUUGUUGCGCCUCUUCGAGAUGUGCGGUUUCCCUCCUCAAGCAAAUUAUUUGUUUCUUGGUGAUUAUGUGGAUCGUGGUAAACAGAGCCUGGAAACCAUCCUCUUGCUACUCUGCUACAAGAUCAAAUACCCCGAAAAUUUCUUCCUGCUGAGGGGAAAUCACGAAUGUGCAAACGUGACCAGAGGUGAGUACAAGCUGCGAGCCCUCGCUCGCGAAAGAUCGCAAGGGUCCCCUGUUGCGUUUUUUCAAAAGUCUCAAAAUAGACCAAAGCAUAGACGACGCUGAUCGACACGUCUUGUGGCCAGUGUACGGCUUCUACGAUGAAUGCAAGCGACGAGUGAACAUCAAGAUUUGGAAGACCUUCAUCGACGUCUUCAACACUUUGCCCAUCGCAGCCGUCGUAGCCUCCAAGAUUUUCUGUGUGCAUGGCGGCCUGAGCCCGUCGCUGUCCAACAUGGAUGACAUUCGACGCAUCGAGAGGCCGACCGAUGUGCCUGACUAUGGUCUGCUCAACGACUUGCUGUGGUCAGAUCCUUCAGAUACUGCGCUGGACUGGGAAGACAACGAAAGGGGCGUAAGCUACUGCUUUGGUAAAGCAGUCAUUCAGCAAUUCUUGGCGCAGUAUGAUUUCGAUCUCAUCUGCAGAGCUCACAUGGUGGUAGAGGAUGGGUACGAAUUUUGGAACGAGAGGACGUUGGUGACGAUCUUCUCGGCGCCAAACUACUGCGGAGGUAAGUCCAGACGGGGUGACCGCAGGUGUGCAACCAGGAGGGCACGCCGCUGAUGCCGCCCUCAUCCAACCGCAGAGUUCGACAAUUUCGGCGCAGUGAUGAGCGUCUCAGAAGACUUGCUGUGCGCCUUCGAAUUGCUCAAAGUGAGUCCUAUCGACCCGCAGCAUCGGCUUCGUAAAGACGCAAAUUCACCACUUUGCCCGCUUUCCUGCUCUUGUAGCCGCUUGACUCGACCGCACUGAAAAAAGAGAUGGCUAAGAACAAGAGGCGCUCGAUGCAGCAGCAUCAGUCUCCUCCUGCACAAAGGCAAGGGUCGUACUAG